Molecule: messenger RNA, 1231 nt
Organism: Centruroides sculpturatus (bark scorpion)
Lineage: Eukaryota; Metazoa; Arthropoda; Arachnida; Scorpiones; Buthidae
Exons: 5
Coding region: 168-752 (194 amino acids)
Source: RefSeq, a predicted model, not a curated record
UCGAGUUACUUUGUCGAGUAGUAUUUUUCGAACGAAAAAGACGUUUACGAUAGUUUGUGCGUAAUUUCUCGAAGAAAAGUAUGAUAAAAAUUAAUAUUUUAGAAUGGAGAGAGUUAUGAAAAAAAGCAUAUGGGCAUGAAAAUGUGGAUAGAAAUCCAGAGUUCGUGAUGUCUGAGAAAGAACUUCAUCCUCCUGACCUCAGCAUGAAAUUUUCAACUGAUUCUGAUGAUGAGGAUGAUUCCUCGAGUUGGGAUAUUGAAAGUUAUCAAGAUAUAGAUUAUACAAAAAUUGUCAUCGAUUUUGCUGAGGAUUAUUUCGAUUCUAACUUGCAAAAUGUUGAUAAGAAAGAUGUUUACUGUUGUUGCCACGAAUAUGAAAAUCAUUAUGUCUCGCGUGCUCAGAAAUUUCAGCUGCAAGCUGUUAACAUUUGUCACAACAGGUAUUUAAAAUAUAUGUGUGAAAAGCAACUUCAUCCUCCCAACCUCAGCCCAACAGAUUAUGAUAAUCAAGAUGAAGAUGAUUUCUUGACUUGGGAUUUGGAAUCUUACCGAGAAUCAAAUUACAUGGAAAUUGUUCUCGGUCUUUCUGAGGAAUAUUUUGGCUACAGCGAUUUUAAUUCGCAACAGGAUUAUAAACAAAAUCUUUUCUUUCGUUGCGAUGAGAAUGAAAAUCAUCAGAUAUCGAGUGCUCAGAAAGUCGAAUCGCAAGCUAUGAACGACUGUGAAAACAGAAAUCCGAAGUUAUCGAGAUAGUUUAUUGAGUUGGGACAUAGAAGGAUACCAAGAAGCGGGUUAUCCGGACAUUGUUAUCGAUCUUAGAGAGGAUUGUUUCAACGACGAUUGUAACUCGCAACAGAAUUUAAAUAACGAUGACUACUUUUGUUCCAAUAAAUGCGAAAAUAUAUCUUGUGAUGAGUCAGUUGAGAAAGUUAUUAAAGAGAAUUCUAAUAUAUUCUGAAGAAGACAAAUAAACUGAAAAUUCUUGUUUUGUGCGACAUACGAAUCUAUAUUAUUAAAUUAUCUAUAUCUUUGAUCCUUAGCAGUUAGCAUACAAGUUUAAUUUUUUUAUAUUUCCACUAUUUUCGCCUUACUAGAAAAAUAUAGCAUUGUCCUUAUCACAGACAAUUACAUAUAUUCCUAAAUUGUAUGACUAGAUUUGUUUCAGAUAGAAUUCUUUACAACUGUUAAGUUGUAAGAUAAGCAUUUUUAUUUGGUUUUUGCAAAUUAAGUUG